Messenger RNA from Aspergillus nomiae NRRL 13137, 1377 nucleotides. RefSeq lists its product as uncharacterized. The record is from RefSeq and is a predicted model, not a curated record. Lineage: Eukaryota; Fungi; Ascomycota; Eurotiomycetes; Eurotiales; Aspergillaceae. The transcript is spliced from 3 exons. Bases 1 to 1377 code for a protein of 458 amino acids.
AUGUCUGUAGGUUCAAUCCAGAAGGUUGCGGACGUUUUUAAUCCUGCGGGAUUCGCAAAUUUCGCAUGGGGAGCAACUGCGUAUCAAGACUAUGUCCCUGGGGACGUUGAGCAUUUCAAGGCCUGUAAGGUUAUUGAGUGGAUCGUAUCAGAUUUGCCAGAGGCGAUCAAAGCGCUCCAGGGCUCGGACUUCAAGGAAUGUCCCAACAAAAGUUUACACCAGCAAAUGUCAAAGGGCUGUCUGGUCGAGCAUUUCAAACAUUCCGCAUGCAUUCCCGACUAUCAUUUCCAUGCAGAUGGAGGCAUCAGUCUGAACCUCUAUACGGUGUCAGUGCUUCCACAGGCUUGGUCUAUCUCACAUCAUAGCCAGUCGGUGACCGUUCAUCUCUACUCUACGCAUAUGGCUGGGAGGGAAUCCAGUCUCCAAGGUGUGAGGAUGUUCAAACUGCAUCACUUUAUCGAGACCAGACUCAUUGCAUUAGCUCGCACUAUAUGCUCGCGCGAACCUGAGGAGCUGAGAGUGGCACAGAGGGAGGAUUUGGAUUACUAUACGCGCCAGAUCAUAAAAAGCUACCGAUGGGAGGAUCUAAAAAGUGGGCUGGAUCGGAAGUAUCUUCACAUCGGAAUAGGGAUUGUUGAAAUAGCAGUUUCCGAUCAUAAGAUAAAGGAUGCAUGUAAACAAAUCUACAAGCUAUAUGAAUCGUCAUUGCAUCCGUGCGACAAUGGAAAUUCAUGCUAUCUGCAGCCUCUACCUGCUUAUCAUUUUCACAUUAAAGAAGACAAGCCUGGGUCUGUGGAGACGAGUAUCAGUCUUCACGGAAUGCCAACAGUUUUCACGGACUUGCCUACCCAGAUACCGAAUGAUCCUAAACCUGAAAACUCUAACUACGUACUUGUGACUGAUGACUGCCUGCCAAAUUCUUCCGGCAGUGAUGCCAGGGGCUCUUCUGAAAAUCAUAAUGACACCCUUCGGGUGGGCAGAACACAGAGUACGGCAAAAGUUCUCACAUUAGCACGACAUACUGAGUCUUUGAUUCUCCGGUUGUGUCUCAAUAUCGACACCGAUUCUGCCUCAGUCUUCUUUAAGGCCAUCGAAGACAUCGUCAAUUACUAUGGGGAAAAUGCCGACAACACUGCUACUUGGGAUCAGUUACUACGUGAUUUAGGCCAUAAGAACGCGUACUACGAAGAGUAUAUGAGAAAGCAAAAGAGUGACUGGAAGCAAGAGCGUUCGAUUCAGGAACAAGACACGCAUCAAAAUUUUAUCAGAUGGACGCAGCGCAAGAAGUAUGUGCAGAUGAAGCUUUGCAAGAAACCGAAUCAGAAAAAACCUCCCUCCAACAAGAGCUCAGUUAGUCUGAAUGAGGGGAAUGAGUAA